AUAACAAAAUGAAUAGAAUUUUAUCUUCGUUAGUUAAAAAUACAAUAGCACAUGUUUUUAAACGUUCCCUCCGCGUAACAAACAUUGUAUCAAGCGAUGAUUGUGGCAAGAGGAAUGAUCCCUGUAAAAGCAAGGAUCCAUGCGCAGAGAAAGAUGUAAGCAGCGAUAAGGUACAGUUAGAGAAAGGAUUUGCUUUGCAACCCAUCGAUGUCAAAGCUUGGACCCUUAGAAAACAUAACAACCCAGCUAGGCAAAGGCUUUAUGAAUUUGGCUUAUACGUUGCUGCCUGUUUGCCAAAAUUUGUUCAGAAGAUUCAGAUGACACAUACAGAUGAGCUUGAAAUUCUGGUUGCUCCCGAAGGUACGUUUUGUGUCUUGAGCUUCAUGGCUCAUCACCAAAAUGCCUGUUUUGGCCAAUGUGCAUUAGUUACUGCUGUGGAUGUUCCUACGCGAGUGUAUAGAUUUGAGGUCGCUUACAUUCUACGAAGCUUCAGAUUUGCAACAAAGGCUAGAGUUAAAACUUACACUGACGAAUUGACGCCUCUACACUCAGCGUACGAAAUAUGGCACGGCGUUAAUUGGUAUGAAAGGGAAACAUACGAUAUGUUCGGCAUUAUCUUUACGCAUCACCCGGAUUUGAGAAGGAUUUUAACCGACUAUGGGUUUACAGGCCACCCAUUGCGAAAAGAUUUUCCCCAGGUAGGGUAUACAGAGGUUCGCUAUGAUGACGAAUUGAAGAAGAUCGUGUAUGAGCCGGUAGAGUUCGCCCAGGAAUAUCGAAGUUUUCAGCUGCAGUCGCCUUGGACUUAUUACAGAGAAUUUCACGAGGGCUACAACUGUCCACCCGCCCCACCUAAAAAAGCCUAAACCUACUUGUACAUA
Cydia amplana is the source of this 881-nucleotide messenger RNA. Its product is annotated as NADH dehydrogenase [ubiquinone] iron-sulfur protein 3, mitochondrial-like. The coding region runs from base 9 to 866 and encodes 285 amino acids. The transcript has a single exon. Lineage: Eukaryota; Metazoa; Arthropoda; Insecta; Lepidoptera; Tortricidae. The record is from RefSeq and is a predicted model, not a curated record. Gene Ontology annotation, molecular function: NADH dehydrogenase (ubiquinone) activity.